CAUUUUGAAAUCUACAUCAUCUCUGCAGUAAAAGGUCGUUCUGUUCGUGGGGAUGACAAGCCUGAGACCCUCGGGUACCCACUGCAGUCACUUGUGAUCCCAUCAAACAGUGGAAGACCAGGAAUCAGGACAGACUGUCAAGUGCUUGGUGCUGUGAUUGGGGAUGGACAGUCAGCUGUGGCCAGCAACAUUGCCAACACCACCUACCGGCUCCAGUGGUGGGACUUCACUAAAUUUGAUCUGCCUGAAAUCAGCAAUGCCUCUGUGAACGUGCUUGUUCAAAACUGCAAGAUUUACAAUGAUGCUAGCUGCGAUAUCUCUGCCGAUGGACAGCUGCUGGCAGCCUUCAUUCCGAGCAGUCAAAGAGGCUUCCCUGAUGAGGGAAUACUGGCUGUGUAUUCUCUGGCACCCCACAACUUGGGCGAGAUGCUUUACACAAAGCGAUUUGGCCCUAAUGCCAUUUCUGUGAGCCUGUCUCCAAUGGGCAGAUACGUAAUGGUGGGACUGGCUUCCCGACGUAUCCUGUUGCACCCUUCCACAGAACACAUGGUUGCUCAAGUCUUCAGGCUGCAACAGCCCCACGGUGGAGAAACCUCUAUGAGGAGAGUUUUCAACGUUCUGUACCCAAUGCCUGCCGACCAGAGAAGACAUGUCAGCAUAAACUCUGCUCGCUGGCUGCCUGAGCCAGGCCUGGGAUUAGCAUACGGCACCAACAAAGGGGACCUGGUGAUUUGCCGACCAGAGGCCUUAAACUCUGGAGUUGAGUACCAUUGGGACCAGCUGAAUGAGAAUGUCUUCGCUGUGCAUUCCAGCAGCAGGAGCACUGAGCGGCCUGGAACCAGCAGAGCCACAUGGAGGACAGACAGGGACAUGGGCCUGAUGAAUGCCAUAGGCCUGCAACCCCGAAACCCCCCCACCUCUGUGACUUCGCAGGGUACCCAGACCUUGGCGCCUCAGCUGCAGAAAAAGGAGGUACAGGAGCAGGAAUCCGCCUCUGCAGGGACUGGGGAAGGUGAAGGUCCAGAAUAUGGGGCCAGUGGGGAGGAUGCCCUGAGCAGGAUCCAAAGGCUGAUGGCAGAAGGCGGCAUGACUGCCGUGGUCCAGCGGGAGCAGAGCACCACCAUGGCGUCCAUGGGUGGCUUUGGCAACAACAUCAUUGUGAGCCACCGGAUCCACCGCAGCUCUCAGACUGGUGCAGAGUCCGCUGGAGCUGAGGGCACGUCAGCACAGCAGUCCACCUCGCAGCAGCUGGCAGCUGAGCUGGAGGGACGGAUCCUUUCAGAGUCUAUGCAGCUGUCAGAGCAUGGCCUGAGCCCGCGGACAGCCUCUAGCGGGAGUGAAGGACAAAGAGCUGGUGACCUGGACCUGCCAGAGCAGGCCCAGUCCUCCAUGGACACUGAGGGACCAAUUGAAUACAGUGACCUAACUAAUAAUAACCAUCUUCCUGACAGUACCAACUUCUAUAGUAAUGACAGCACCAGUGGGGAGUCGCGGAACAGGUAGAGAUUGAGUUGUGUGUUGGUGCUACCCUUGUACUGCUCAGCAGAGACCUGUACCUCACAGCUGGCCAAGAGCUGGAAGAGUAGGGACGUGUGGCUCUGACAGGAUGCUGGUGGUCCAGAGGGCUUCUCUAUCCUGGGUAGGUGGGAAGGGAUAAGGAUUGCAAGGGAAGCCAUGGGGAAGAAAGCAUACUUAACUUCCAACAUUCCCACUGCUGAAGAGUUAACAGGAAUAGGAACCAUACUGGCUGCACAUCAUGCAGAUUUUGAAGCCCCAUGGGAUCCCCUCAGCUCAGCCCUAACCCUGCAAUUCGGUCAGUGUCAUCCUUUGUAAAGCUUCUUUCCUUUUCUCUUUCCUGCCCUUUUACGCCCAGGGGCUGAUCAGCAGAGCGAAGAAAGGGAAGGGGGUCUGCAGCAUCCUUCUGGAGACAGGCAGUCCUGCUGGGCAAACCUGGGCUUGAUGCUCCAGCUCCGUUGCUGGAGUGGAGGAGUCUUCCAGGCCACAGUCCUGCACUGUGGUCUUUUCUGGGAAGAACUGGGCUUUGCCAAAACCUGCAUGGCUCAGGAUCUGCUCACAGGCGGGGAUCUUUCCUUUUUAGAGAGUUAGUUUAGUACUUGGCAGGAACCUAAGCAGAGCUGCUGUAUAGAUGGGUAGAGGGACAGGGGCUACGGCUCCCUAGUCAGGAUGCAGUUCACGCAAGGAUGUUCUAAGCUGUGCCAAUAUUAACGUGAGUGAGCCAUCCCAGUGGUUCCAUGGUGCCAGGACUGAGCUGCACCUCCUUGGCAGGGGGCGGGAAGUGUCUUUCAGCUCCAGGCCAGGGUGUGA
Molecule: messenger RNA, 2325 nt
Organism: Fulmarus glacialis (Northern fulmar)
Lineage: Eukaryota; Metazoa; Chordata; Aves; Procellariiformes; Procellariidae
Product: activating molecule in BECN1-regulated autophagy protein 1-like
Exons: 9
Biological process (GO): autophagy
Cellular component (GO): intracellular membrane-bounded organelle
Source: RefSeq, a predicted model, not a curated record